CCUGGAUCGGAAUGAGUCAAGGGGCCCGCGGCCGCGACCAAGUCAGACCAGCGCUGCCGCCGCUCACUCCGGCGACGAAUAUUGUGGACAAGAAGGCACGACGACGUCAUCAGAGCAAAGUAAACCAGCGACGGUACCGCGCCGAGCAACUCCAGUACGAGACUGGGCUUGUGGAGGAAGUGUUACGGUUGCGGCGUGAAGUUGCCCGCAUGGAAGGCCGUCUCGAAACGAUCGCGUUCACGCUGCCCAAGAACUUGCGUACGUUUGCACCAGAGUCAAAAGCCGCGUCCGAGUACUUUCGUGUGUUUGCAAAUGGUUACGCGACGUCAGCUCGGGACGCGGCAUACGUCAACCAGCAUGACUAUGUCCGUGGGGCCAUGCGCGACGACAUGGUGUUCAUGGACAGCGUCGGAUCCGAUAAAGUGUUUGAGCAAGGGCAGCUCUACGCGACGCUCUUUCACUCGGUGCGCAUGGAAUGCCACUUUAGCCACAUCGUGUCGACCCAACCCGACGUGAUGCUGGAAGCCCACGCAAAGCUGCACUUGCGCAUCUCGCGGACGACGAUCCUCGUCUUGUUCCCCCAUCUACUCGACAACGAACCGCUUGUCCAGAAGCUUCUCGGGAAAGUCAUGAUCAUGGACGUGCUGUGCCAAUUUACAUUUGACGAAGAUUUCUACGUGACCAGAUUCAACACGGUGGCUAAUCCGACCAUUGCCCUCAUGAACCUGCUCCAGAGCAUCCAAGACACGACCGUCGCGCUUUCCGGUAUUCGUUUGAAACCCAAUGCUGAGCUGCCUGCGACAGAGGCACGCAGUUGCUAGGCAGCUGAUCCCACCAGAGCAACCUCAGCUCCUCGCGCUCUGACACGUUAUAUUUCGUUCUUUGGUCAUUUUUCUUCAACGGGAAACCAUUUUCGCGUCCCUUGUUUUCAAUUCAGACAAGUUGUUGGAAGAUGCUGGCUAGUCUUCAUCUCGAACAUCUUUAACGUGACCUUUGGUCGCCUGAUUGCCCACUCGUCGAUGCCCCUUGCUCGACGACUGAUGCGACGCUGCGAUCUUGUCCUGUUGGC
This is a messenger RNA of Aphanomyces invadans, 1069 nucleotides long. RefSeq lists its product as hypothetical. Bases 12 to 821 code for a protein of 269 amino acids. NCBI's taxonomy places the organism in Eukaryota, Oomycota, Saprolegniomycetes, Saprolegniales, Verrucalvaceae. The transcript has a single exon. The record is from RefSeq and is a predicted model, not a curated record.